Messenger RNA from Prorocentrum cordatum, 855 nucleotides. Lineage: Eukaryota; Dinophyceae; Prorocentrales; Prorocentraceae. The record is from the annotation of a GenBank genome assembly.
AUGAUCACCGGCCUCUCGCUCAUGGCGGAGGCGGGCUCCGGGAUGGCCGCCAACUGCAAGGGAGGGGCGGACUACAACAAGUACGACAAGGAGAACGCCGUCGACGCCGACGGGAGGCGCCUCGGCAGCAACCUCUCGCUGGCCCUGGUGCCCUCGGCGGAGGACGCGAGGCUUCUCGCCGCAGCCAAGGAGAAGUCGCAGGAGGAGAAGAACAUCGCCAUCGGGAUGUGCGUGUUCGACGUGCUGCAGGCUGCGAUGUUCUUGGCGCGCGCGGGCGCCCUCAUCGAGGAGGUGAUCUAUACGUGCAAGGAGACAGAGCGGGUCGAGUACACAUAUGAGAAGGAGCAGGCUAUGAAGUCGGACGGGAAGGAAGUUGGAAGUCUGGGUUCGGUGAACAAAGUCGCGACGAGCUUGAAGGAGAAAUCUCUGAAGGCCGCCCAGGAGUAUUUGGACGAGGCGGAGAAUAAUUUGCCGGAGGGAGAGGAGGACGCACGCAGGCUCGGCGCGCUUGGGAAGUCGCCGAUCUUCAACAUCACCGUCGCAGACAAGAAGCAUGCACAGCGGAUCUGUGCCGUCAACGUGCUCCACUUGAUCUCGUCGUUCGCCUACGUUGCCUCUUUCCUGUCUUUCUCUGCCGCCAAGUGCGCCGAGACGAAGAGCUACAGCGCCGCUUGCGCCGGAGGCAUCAUCAACGUGAUCACGAGUCUGACAAUCGUGUCGGCGAGCGCCAUGGAUUUUGAAAACUCCUGCGCACAGGUCGGCAAGAACAACACCAACAAGAGCCACUUCGAGGAAAACCCCUCCGCGCGGCGCCUCAGAGAGGCCACUGAGGCGCUGGCCAACCUGGUCGUGUGA